Molecule: messenger RNA, 1212 nt
Organism: Manis javanica (Malayan pangolin)
Lineage: Eukaryota; Metazoa; Chordata; Mammalia; Pholidota; Manidae
Gene: TLE6
Product: TLE family member 6, subcortical maternal complex member
Biological process (GO): regulation of DNA-templated transcription; negative regulation of canonical Wnt signaling pathway
Cellular component (GO): transcription regulator complex; nucleus
Molecular function (GO): protein binding; transcription corepressor activity
Source: RefSeq, a predicted model, not a curated record
AUGGCGGUCGUCGCCCACGUGGGGGCCAUCAACCAAGCUGUCAUAGCCGUAAGGUCACCCGACUGGCUCCAGCAGCCUUCUGGAGUGGACGAAGCCCCCGUCCACCAGCUGGACGUGCAGCUGUCCUGGGACCCCGAGCCCCAGUUUUGGCAGGAUGCUCUAACUGAGCAACUCUGGCAGCGUGUUGCUGGGACCCAUGAUACGCCCGACCCUGGUUCCAAGCUGAUCGCCGCAGUUCCUGUGGGCAGGAAAUCCAGGACUCAGGGCCACACUACUCGGGACCUGAACAUGCUUUGGGUGAUCCCCAUGGGCUGGGGGGCCACCUGCUACAGGGACCCACACCUGCCACUUAUCCCCUCUUGUCUCUGCCCAGUUCUUGGGGCAGCUCUCCCGCAUGGCCCAGAGAAUGCUGGGAGGGCCUCUCUGUUCCUGAGGUCCAUAUGCUGGGACCCUGAGGAUUUCAAGGACACGUGGAAAAAGCAGAAUGCCUUGCCCUGGCAAUCCCACAAAGUUGGCCGUCCCACACGGAAUGGAGAUGGAGGUGCUGUCACAUGGGGACCCCGUGCUGGCACAGCUGUCAGCAGCACCCCAAGGCAUGCGUUCACCUGCAGCUGGGGCACCAUCAAGGUGUGGAGCCCAGUGUGCCAGGUGGUGGAGGACAGGUUUCCGGAGAGGUGCCUGCCCGUACAGACCUGGGGGGAGUACCUUCACUCCAGCCUGCUGUCCUCAGACAGCAGGACCCCCCUGUCAGGCAGCCAUGGCCUGGCUGGCGUGAGCGUGUGGGGCCUGGCAGUGCCUUCCCUGCAUGUGAAAGAUGAGCUCCUCUGCUAGGGUCUCAGCUGCCAAGCCCUGGCCUCCAGCCCUGAGGACCAUCCGGCCUUUGCCUACUUCACCGACCGCACCUUCAGGAUCCGGGACCUGCAGGACCGGAGCGUGGACCUGCCAGGCCACCUGAAUGGAGGCAGGGACAUUGCUGUCAAAGACCAUACCGUCUGGAUGAAGGGUCUGGAUACCUGCCUGCGGUGCUGGGACCUCAGGACCCCCAGGGAGCCCCAGGAACACCAGCUUGAGUCUCAGGUGUGCAGCCUGUCUCCCAGUCUCCGGGAGGACUGGGUGCUGGUGGGCACAGCCAAUGGCCGGCAGUGGCUGCAGGGUGGGGUGUUAAGCCCAACAUCCCUGGUCUCCAGGCCUCGCCCCUUGCUCUCAGCUUAG